AUGAACCCACCUCCGUCGCUGCCCGCCACCCCCAAAAAGGAGCUCCAACUCCAAGGCCCCCGCCCCGCCCCUCUCAAACUCAGCAAAGACUCCGUCAAAAUCAAGAAGCCACCGCCUCACCCCCACCUCCUCCGCCACAACCCACCUCCCCAACACCACUCCCUUCCGCCGCCGCAGCACCACCAACCCAUCGUCAUCUACACCGUCUCUCCCAAAGUCAUCCACGCCUCCGUCAACGAGUUCAUGUCCCUCGUCCAACGACUCACCGGCCCUUCCUCCUCUCCCCCCGGCAACCUCUCCCCCGCCGCCCGCCUCGCCUCCAUCGAGAAAACCUCCCCCUCCUCCGAUCACAAUAAGCACUUCCCGCCUCUAAAUACAACCCAAACCGCCGCCGCCAUUGACGACGACUUUAUGGACAGUAUUCUGGAAGGUAUUGACAUCAUGGGUCAGUUCCCGGGAAUACUCUCCCCUGCGCCGGCGACCAUGCCGCCGAUCCCACCUGGGUACUUCUCACCGGCCGCUGAAGACCCGCAAAACUUCAACAACUGGCAAGGAGUAGUUGCGAGCUCCAACAACAUCAACAGCGGCUUCAAUAGCUUCAUGGCCAGCCCUUCAACUCUGUUUUCUGCUCCUCUGGUUUCUCCGAGCCCUUCUUCAUGGGACCUCUUCAACAAUUUCUUAGACUCGUAG
Molecule: messenger RNA, 690 nt
Organism: Fragaria vesca subsp. vesca
Lineage: Eukaryota; Viridiplantae; Streptophyta; Magnoliopsida; Rosales; Rosaceae
Product: protein MKS1-like
Exons: 1
Coding region: 1-690 (229 amino acids)
Cellular component (GO): nucleus
Source: RefSeq, a predicted model, not a curated record